Messenger RNA from Dovyalis caffra, 1371 nucleotides. NCBI's taxonomy places the organism in Eukaryota, Viridiplantae, Streptophyta, Magnoliopsida, Malpighiales, Salicaceae. The record is from the annotation of a GenBank genome assembly.
AUGGUCUCUCAGCUGAGCCUAUCAAAAAAAGUGUGCGUUAUCGGUGCCGGACCAUCGGGGCUAGUGGCCGCAAGGGAGUUGAUAAAAGAAGGUCACACGGUUGCGGUUUUGGAACAAAGAUAUGAUGUUGGUGGUCAAUGGUUAUAUGAUCCCAAUGUAGAGAUUGAGGAUCCAUUAGGGAAGAACAAUUUUUUACAAGUGCAUAGUAGUAUUUAUGCCUCUCUUAGGUUAAUAUCUCCAAGGGAGAUCAUGGGUUUCACUGAUUUCCCAUUUUUGGUGAAGAAAGGUAGAGACACUAGGAGGUUUCCUGGUCAUAAGGAACUUUGGUUGUACCUUAAGGAUUUUUGCGAGCACUUUGGUUUAAGGGAGAUGAUAAGGUUUAACACCAGAGUAAACUACGUAGGGAUGUUAGACUAUGAUGAGAUCGGGAAAGAUUUGAAAUGGAUCGUGAAGAGCAAGGUGAAAAGCAAUGAAGAAGAGGUGGUGGUGGAAGAGGUUUUCGAUGCAGUUAUUGUGGCUACUGGUCAUUAUUCCCAUCCUAGGUUGCCGGCCAUUAAAGGGAUGGAUGCAUGGAAAAGGAAGCAAAUGCAUAGUCACAUUUACAGGGUUCCAGAGCCAUUCCGCAAUGAGAUAGUUGUGGUUGUGGGAAAUUCGCUAAGUGGACAGGAUAUAUCAAUGGAGCUUGUGGAAGUGGCAAAGGAAGUCCACCUGAGUGCCAAAUCCCUUAAUAUUACAGAGGGUUUAUCUAAAGUCAUCUCUAAACAUGACAACUUGCAUCUCCAUCCCCAGAUCGAGACCCUUCAAGAAGAUGGUCGAGUUCUGUUUGUAGAUGGCUCUUCCAUCAUUGCCGACACUGUCUUAUAUUGCACAGGGUAUUCAUAUGCUUUCCCAUUUCUUGACACCAAAGGGAUGGUAGCUGUUGAUGAUGAUAGAGUGGGACCCUUGUAUGAGCACACCUUCCCUCCGUCGCUUGCGCCUUCUCUCUCUUUUGUAGGCAUCCCUAGAAAGAUCAUAGGGUUCCCUUUCUUUGAGGCCCAAGCAAAAUGGAUUGCUCAACUACUCUCAGGGAAAAGAACAUUGCCAUCAUGGGAUGAAAUGAUGCACUCCAUUGAGGAGUUCUAUAGCUCAAGGGAUGCUGCUGCAAUUCCAAAGCAUAAUGCACAUGAUAUUGCAGAUUUUGAGUAUUGUGACAAAUAUGGCGAUCAUAUUGGAUUCCCACACUUGGAAGAAUGGAGGAAACAACUUUGCUUAUUGGCCUUAGUAAAUGCUGAUGCCAACUUGGAGACAUACCGUGACUCGUGGGAUGAUCAUGAGCUGCUUCAAGAGGCUCUUCGAAGUCCUCAUUUCACUCAACUUGGAGUUGAAGAUUGA